AAAAUGAAGCUCGUGUGCCACUGCACACACGGCAAUAACAGCGAGCUUCUCGGCGCCGAUUGCUGGAUCUUCAAUCCCGAAGUGCCGCGCUCGGACCCCAUUUGGGACGCCUUCUAUGCGCACACGUCCAUCGAGACGCUCAAGUUUAGCGUGUACAAGCCCGGCAAUUUGACCCACAUUCCAACGGAAAUCAUCCACCACUUGCCCAAUCUGAAGGACUUCUCCGUGCAAUAUGCUGAGGUGCCGGAGAUAGGAAGCUAUACGCUAUCCAACAGGAGUCAUCUUACGCGGGUGGAGUUCAAGAACUGCAGCAUGUACGCUCUGCGGAGGCACGCAUUCGUCCACCUUCCCGCCCUCGUGGAGAUAAAUCUGAAGUUCAAUGAAAUCAUGGACAUCGACAGACACGCAUUCAGCAAUCUGCCCAAUCUGGAGCGAUUGCUUCUGGGCUAUAACAAUAUCACGAGUCUACAUGAUGAGGUGUUUAUCCACCUGGGCAAAUUGACUGAGCUCUAUCUCCAGUACAACUUGAUUGCUAUCCUCAGCCGAGAGGUGUUCAAAGGACUCGGCAACCUCAAUGUGCUCGAUCUCUCUGGCAAUCACAUCACCUUUGUGGGCGACACCGUGUUCGCCGAGCUGUGGAGUCUCGAGGAAUUGUAUCUGGACAGCAAUCGCAUUGAGAAAAUCUCCGAAAGGGCCUUCGAUGGACUCAACAAUCUGAAAUUGCUCAAGCUGAGCCACAAUCACCUCGUGUCACUGGAGAAGGGCGUCUUCACGGUGGUGCCGGCCCUAAAGUCUCUCUAUCUCAACGACAAUAAACUGGAAACGCUCACUUACAACAACUUCCUUCCCAUUUGGGACAACCUGCUGGGUGUUGACAGCGUGCUCGGGAUUUCUGAUAACCGAUUCGUCUGUGACUGUCGACUAAUGUGGAUCUACGAUCUGAAGAAUCGCACGACAAACCAUGAACUGGCACGCAGUCUGAAGGAGGUGGAUUGCAUGUUGUACGACAGGAACAGCGUGCCCGAGGAAAUCUUUUCGAAUACGGUGAAGGAGAAGAACGACCGAAAUGGAGACUACUACGAUGACGCCGGCUACGAUAAUCAGGGCGAUACCUUCGCUUUCGAGCAACGAGACAUCGAUGUUGGCCGCAAAGUGCAAGUUCUGGACUUCGGUGCUGAGAAUCUUCCCUGUCCAGAGGAGCUGAGCGAUCCCACUGAAGUCCCGCUCUCCAGGGAGUCCAUCGGAAUGGUUGACUUGGGGCUCCACUCGAGCGCCGCUUCCUGGACACUCUUGGCCGCCUCGCUUAUCAGUCUGCAGACAGUAAUGGUGGCCAUGCUCUGCUAAUUUCCGCUUCGGCAAACCUGCAGCUGAUCUUUGUACAUAGUAAUCGCUGAUCAAGUAGGUAGACUUAAAUUAUUUUACUGUCCUCAGACAUUCUUCAUCUAAAGCUCAUCCCAUCAAGACCAUUGUCACUCUAUCGCAUUGUCUCCGUCGAUGUGUCUGAUCUUUCCUUCUGAUGGUGCUUCUUGUCACUGGAAUGAAUCUAUGCGCGAUAUGCCAAAAAGUCUAUAAAAUAAAAAUAUAUCUGUAUUGUGUGCGAAAAGGAUAAAGGAGAAGAGAAAAUGAUUGACCAGGAAAUUAUUUAUCAAAGCUAUAGAAGAUAAUUUGGAAUUAAUAGUAGAUAUUUCAAUAUAUGUAUGUAGAAAUUUAAGUUUCAGCACUUUUUCAGCAUGAAAAAAAAGGAUUGCACUCAACUAAAUCUCCCCUAUAUUUCCACCAGAGACGAAAAGGGAUUACGAGUGAGGAUGAAACCUAGAAAAGUGAGGUAUUUAGCAAGGAAAUCCACAUUGUGCUACUUUGGGUUGAUGAAUGAAAAAUGAGCUUCUGUCGCUGUGUGAAGAAAACUGUGAACGCAAAAAAACUGUAUGGGAUUUAACUCAUUUUCCAUCAUUUUACCCAUACAGAUGCAAAAGCGUGGAAAUGGUGAAUAUUGUACAGAUCUAUCGGGAUAGAGGAGGAAGGGAAUUGAAAUAAUGAAACAAUCAAUUUCACAGACAGUUGCGAUGCAUGUAAAUGAGAAGAAAUUCAUCAAUUAAUCCGCUACGGGGAUGGAAAAAGGCCCGUUGAGGAAAAUUACGUCUUAUUUGGUAGCCUGGCAAGAGGGUGAAUAGCAAGACUUAGUGACUGCAAAAUCUCUUGAGCUAUUUGAAUAUUGUGGCUUUGGAUUUAAUUUCGCAAACAUGCUCAUCUCAUGUGUACAUACUAUACUUUCAAUAACACCACGCGUCAUGUCUUGUCAAAAUAUCAAAUCCUCCCAUCUCCGUUCCUGCAAAAGCCCGCCCAUACAUGCGAUGAUUUUGGGAAAACAUGGAAAUGUCAUUUAUAAUUACCCGAGCUUCACCAUCAUUAUUCCUCAGCGUCGGUGGAGACCCUCUGGGGGUUGUGGCGGCGGUGAAAGGAGAAUUUCCGGCUGGCAAGUUUGCCCUGAAGUAGUGCGGAGGAUUUUCCGAGAAAAUUGUUCAGCAGAUGGAAAAUUUCGAGUUGAAUUUGCAAUGAAUACAGGUUGUUGUCGCCCUUAUUGAGUUGGCCUAAAAAUAGCUCUCAGGAAUCAAUCAUUUAGAGUGAAUGCCUUGAAUGGAAUUAAUAAUGACUGAAGAGUAACUUAUGGGCGGUGCACUGAAAAUCCUUUUGGUCACUGUGUGAGUCAGGGGAUAAGUGGAAGAAAUGAAAUUCAAUUUAUUUUAUCUAUUGUUAGAUUGUGAGUGACCCAGAUUUUUUUCCUCACGCCUUUUAUAUGAUUUUUAUGAUAUCUGUGCUGAAAGGAAAAUACGCAAGAUGAAUAAAGGACUCUUCAAAGUCAUUAUUAAGGCAGCAAGGGUGGUGAAUUUCUAUGAAUGUCAGAGAGUCUGGCGGAAAAUGUGUCGAUGCCCUUGUUAAUGAAUGGUAAAGGAUCACUCACUGUCUAUUACUGUAAUUCCCUUUACAUAUAUGCGUAAUUGUCGCGCUUAAGACUAUACAAUUCAGUGAAACUUUGACUGAACGCACGCGCCCCUAAAUUGAAAAAUAAUUGAUGUGUCUCCUGAUUUAUAUACAAUACAUGUGCACAUUGAAUAAUAAUAAUAACCGUGCUGAGGUUAUUGUGAAUACCUUUGUGCGUUUGAUAAUGAUCUCAAUGAAUACACUAUUAAUAUAAUGAGUAUUUCUUCGAUUUUUCCCGCUAAAUGAAAUCAUUCUGUCAAACCCUUACUUUCUAGCCUUUUUCUUGUAAUUCAUAUUUAAUUUAUUCACAGUAAGUUCAACCUACUUUAGCUGCUCAAGUUAUUUCCGAAAACACAUGGAAAAGCGAAGUGUUUCAUCGGCUUCACAAGUGGAAAGGGAGGGGAGAAGAUGUAUUUUUGUAGCAGAAAGUCUUACUUCUUCAUGAGGUAUCAUUAGUCGGCGAUUAAGCUGGCUUUCGAAACUUUCCAAAAUGUGUCACUGUCGUCACUGUCCUCUGGCGCCACACCGAAUUCUUCACUUCUGCUAUACAUCCUUGGGCUGUGUCUUUACCUCGGCGAGGGUGAAUGGCAAGGAGAUCCUUGUUAGGCGGUGAAAUAUGAAAGCAUUACAUAUUCAUUGUGGGUGAAUGAGAGUGAAAGUGCGUGAUAUUCGGGGUCUCCCCUCUUGAAGGAGGAGGAGGAGGAAGAAGAAAAAAAAUUGUAGAUGGGUGAUUCUCAUUGAUAUUUUGCAUAUCUUCUCCUCAUCGACUGUCGCCUACAUUCUGCGGAUUUUCCAUUGAAUUUCACCCAGUGUGAAAGUGAAAUAAAGUGGCACGCGAUUAAGCCUUGUGGCUGAUGGAUAAAAGACGCGGCGAUACCAAUUGAAUGGAAAUUCUUUAAUAGAUUUUUUCCUCUCACUGAAAGAUUCUCUUCCCGUUUUGUACUGUCAUGCGCUACAAUUUCCGUGUGAUUGUACCGAGAGAGAGAAAGAGAGUGAGGGAUUAUAUGCCAGUGAGUGCACGGAUAGUAAUUGUCUGUUGCCUUCCGUUCUCAUUUCCCUCACUUUUAUUCCCAUAUCGUCAAUUGGGGGAAAAAUACUGUGAGGCAUUAUGGUGAAAGAGCUAUAUAAGAUGUGUAAUAAAUUUCACGAAUUUUCUAAAUACCACUGCGUGAGUCUUGUCGGAAAAAUAUGAAAAUUUCACACAACAGCAAUCCUAACAAUUUCCUCAGACGACUUCGAGCAUUCUUCGGAACGCGUGCAUCAAUUGAGGAAGAGAGACAGUUUGAAAAAAAAGACACGCAACAGCAUUAGACAUAUAUUAUGCAUUAAGCGGGAUAAGUUUAGCAUAGAAGACUUCCCCUAUUACAGUACGAUGUGAGUGAUGAUGAAAAGAAAUAUGGAUUAAAAUCAGACCUAUGAAAGUAAAUUAGAGACUUUGUAAAUAAUUAAAGUCUGUGUAGAGAAAGGGGAAGGAAUUUGAGGCAUUGCGUGGAGAAAGGAAGACAUUUGUGUCAGAUUUUCGCUUCAGUUGCCCACAAUUUCUUCAGCAAUCAAUUUCUAUCGUAAUAAUUUUAUAGGUCAAGUGUAAAAAGAGUUCAUUAGUGAGGCGAUAAGGUAUAUGUUAAUGGAAUUAAGGUUUAGCAUUCUGCGUGACGACACAUCAGUUUUAUUCAUAAGAAGCGGGAAAAGGAAUGAUUUAGGAGAGGAUGUCUAUAGAAUAUUGCGCUAUUUGCCAUCACAUUAUGACUUUUCAUAAGCUGUAGUCUAACGAGAAUUCUAGUAGCGAUCAUAACUUAUAUCAUAAGCCACUGGUAGUGCUAAAUUAGGGUAAGAGAGGAUGAUGAGAGGAGUGAAUAUUUUCCACAACGGAAGGAGGAUUGUGUCAUGUUGUAUUUUGAUGUGAGUACAAUUGAGUGAUACAAAUGACUAAUAUUUUUUAUACCCAAUUUGCGUAAGGAAAGCAUUUUUUCUCUCUUUAGUCGACGUGCUUUUCCUCCUACUUUAUCUGUGUACACUCUAGAACGUCGACAGAGAGAUGGUGAAAAUGACCAAAAAGGAAACUUUUUUAGGUGAAUGUGAAGGUAUAUUAUGAAAGUUUAAUGUGGAGAUCGAUUGAUGAAUACAUUAGGACACUUUAUCACUGAAUCAAUAGGAGAGAUAUUGAGAAAAUACCAUACAUAAUAAAUAAGUUUCUAUUUUGUCAAGUAUAAUUAUGAAUAUCUGAAGAGAAAAACUAUAAUUGUAGCUUAAAAUGAGAAUAAUAGAAUAACUUUUGGAACUAAUAGAACACACAUCCAUAAUAGAAUGGACAAAUUUUGUCAAUUAUUUCUAAAUAUAUUUAUUUAUAAAUUAAGAAUGUCGAAUUUCUCCUUACAAUUUCCAUUACUUUACUGACAAUUUUCCUGCAAUCAAGUUCACUCUCACAUAAACAUAGCGUAAAAAGAUUAAGGAAGGAAUGGUAAACUAAAUACUAACACUCACUGUAAGGAUUAAUUAUAAAUGAAAUUAGCUGAUAACACCAGUUUAUUAAGAUAUUUAAGAACAUUUUGGCAUACAAUACAAUGUAAUUUCCGUAAUCACGAGUUUAGGAACGGCGAAUCACAGCUAGAAUAGAAAACCACCCUUAAUUUGAAUAAUGGUAUUAAUAUUCAUUUCAUUGAGUAUUUUUCAGCUGACUUACUGUACCUACAUAUAUCAUCGUGAAUUUGUAUAAAAAAAAACAUGAAGAAAGAACUAAUAAAAAGGAACAUUUGUGAAGAAAA
This is a messenger RNA of Phlebotomus argentipes, 5741 nucleotides long. Its product is annotated as connectin-like. The coding region runs from base 4 to 1344 and encodes 446 amino acids. Lineage: Eukaryota; Metazoa; Arthropoda; Insecta; Diptera; Psychodidae. Gene Ontology annotation, molecular function: protein binding. The record is from RefSeq and is a predicted model, not a curated record. The transcript has 3 exons.